AGCUACGGCUACAGCGCGUGUUCCCGCCCACCCUUCCCAACCCAGGCCAGUGUAGUUCAAAUCAUUGUGCGUUUUUUUUGUUGUUGUUUUGUUUUGCUUUGUUUUUUUUUCGUUUUUUUCUUUUUUGCCUACUGGCCAGCAUUUGAAAGCAAUGCGAAGGCGGAAGGGAACCACAAUGCAAAAAUUACACAAAAAUCGGGGCGGGGCAAAGGAGCUACAGUUACGCAAGAGAAUUAGUUGCCAAAGUUUCGGCUCAAAGUUUGGAAGACCCGGUGCGUUUUUCUCACUCGGCGGGGGAGGAGGAAAUGCCCAGGGAGAAGGACAUUUUUAAACGUCUGUGAUUCUGCAAGAUGGGCAUCAUGGAGUUAUUCUCACCAUUAGUCCUCGCCGUCCUGGGAAGCUGUGUUCUUUUCUUAUUCUUUCGGUUGAAGAAUUUGCGCGGACCCCCGUGCAUCCAGGGCUGGAUUCCCUGGUUCGGAGCCGGAUUUGAGUUUGGGAAAGCCCCUCUUGAAUUUAUAGAAAAAGCAAGACUCAAGUAUGGACCAAUAUUUACCAUCUUUGCUAUGGGGAACCGAAUGACCUUUGUUACCGAAGAAGAAGGAAUCGAUGUGUUUCUAAAAUCUAAACAUGUAGAUUUUGAACUAGCUGUGCAAAAUCCUGUCUAUCACACCGCACGGAUUCCAAAGAAUGUCUUUUUAACACUGCAUGAAAGACUGUAUGUCUUGAUGAAGGGGAAGAUGGGUACUUUCAGCAUACAUCAGUUUAUUGGGCAGCUGACUGAGGAAAUUCAUGAGCAACUGGAAGAUUUAGGCACUCAUGGGACAAUGGACUUGGACAACUUUGUAAGGCAUCUUCUUUAUCCAGCCACGGUCAAUACUCUCUUUAAGAAAGGGCUGUUUCUCACAGACAAGAGGAAAACCAAGGAGUUCUACCAGCAUUUUAAAACUUACGAUGACAGUUUUGAGUAUGGAUCCCAGCUGCCGGAAUGGCUCCUGAAAAACUGGUCAAAGUCCAAAAGAUGGCUCCUGGCGCUGUUUGAGAAAAAUAUUGAGGAAAUGAAAGCUCAGGAAUCUGCAGGUCAUUCUGGGACCCUCAUGCAGGCCAUACUGGAUAUUCUGGAACUGGAAUCAUCUCAACACAGUCCUAACUAUGGGCUCCUGGUACUUUGGGCUUCCCUGGCCAAUGCUCCUCCUGUUGCGUUCUGGACACUCGGGUUUGUCCUGUCUCAUCCCGACAUCCACAAGACCAUUUUAGAAGGCAUAGCUUCUGUGUUUGGCACUGCAGGUAAAGAUAAGGUUAAAGUGUCGGACGAAGACUUGAAGAAGCUCCUUCUCAUUAAGUGGUGUGUUCUGGAAGCCAUCCGCUUAAGAGCGCCUGGUGUCAUUACUCGGAAAGUUGUGAAGCCAGUUAAAAUUCUGAGUCAUACAGUUCCUUCUGGUGAUCUGUUGAUGUUGUCUCCAUUCUGGCUACACAGAAAUCCAAAAUAUUUUCCUGAACCCGACUCAUUCAAACCUGAACGCUGGAAAGAGGCAAAUUUAGAUAAGAAUGCUUUCUUGGACGGCUUCAUGGCUUUUGGAGGCGGGAAGUUCCAGUGUCCUGGAAGGUGGUUUGCUCUGUUAGAGAUCCAAAUAUGCAUUAUCUUAGUGCUUUAUAAAUAUGACUGCACUCUUCUGGACCCAUUACCAAAGCAGAGUUGUCUCCAUUUGGUGGGUGUCCCCCAGCCAGAAGGGAAAUGCCGAAUUGAAUAUAAACGAAGAACAUGACGUCCGUUGGGGCUCAAGAGGGUCAGAACCUUCGAGAAGAGUGAAGUAACCCAGCUCCUGCCCUCCGAGCAUCUUGACCUGAAGACAUCCUGGUGGCACACGUGUUUCUUAUCUGAAGACCAUGCAUCGAAUCCCACUGUUAGGAACACGGAAAACCCAAUUCAAGGUUUAGAGAGAGGGUUCAAAUGAUUGUUUAAAAGUUGAUUUAAAAAAAGUUGGAAUUUGGCUUCAUAUAUGACCAUAUCAAAAGUUGAAGUAGAAAUGUCAUUUGAAUGGAAAUAUUGGUACAUUAAAUUCACUGUGAAGGCAACUUUCUUAAAAUUCUAUUUUGUUAAAAAAAGAAAGAAAGAAAAAGAAAACUCUAAAGUUUUGGACACUGAAAAAAAUUAAAUAAUGAUUUCUAGACAUUUUCUAUUUUUAAAAUGUGAUUCUUAACUAGAGGUUGGAAAUCUUAGGCUUAUUAAUGCCAAUUGCCGCAGACAUGCCUAGUGCUGAGAAGUGUGGAGAAAACGGUAGAUUUGUGGCACUUGUGGGGAUCGGUUCCCGUCCUGCACUCACCCCUGCACAGACAUCAUCUUCUCUGGAGGGGUAAUCAGUACACAUUGAUUGAGGGAUUGAUUCGUAUUUUAAUUAAGGGAGAAGCACUCUUUUGACUCAAAGUGUCUUCAAUGAUAGUUCAACAGAGAUAAUGCACGGUCUUACUGCAUCUUGUUAGGCCAUGUUCGGUUGAUAUUCCUGGGAGGUUUGCUCUUUUCUGAAGGGAAAUGGAGGAGCAGUGGAUCUGGGGAAGGAGGGCACUGGGAGGGGAAACUUCAGUCUGGAUUUAUUGCAUGAGAGAUGAAUAAAUAAAAAGAAAAAAGUAGAAAUGCACAUUUGAUAUUGUGUCCUUCAAGUAACUGCAAUUGAGUCUGUUACUCACGCCUCAGGACAGUGGAAUAUUUGCCAUGAAGUUCUGGAGAGAAAACCCAGCAUGUCCAUGGGAAUGUAUGUUUCUCCUAACAACAAACAAUGGUGUCAUCAUGUAUCCCCCAGAUUCCAAUACAAGUUCUCUUCAUCUCCCCUGUUUCACUGUGGCUUUGUAGUACAUGCUAUUCUCCUGGCCUCUUCCCUUCCCUAUCCUGGCCCCAGCUCCUGACACUGGGUGUUGAUAGUCAUCUUUUCCUUACCAACAAGGACUUGCAUCUUUAGAAGACAAGUGAGUGCUUUCAAGAACAUUCACUCUUUCCAGUGAGUGAAUUGAUUUUGAAGGCUAGCUGGCUGCUCAGGCCUUCUCGUUGCAGGCUUGGUGGUCUGGAGAAGGCAGUGCAGAAGUCCACAGCAGCUCAGAGUGUGGCAACCACAGACUGGUGGGUUCUGCUACAAUAACAGCUGUCUUCUGAGGGAAGGCCUAUUUGCCCCACAGCCAAGGCCCACAAUGAAAUGCUGUAUUUGCAUACAUUUGCAUAAGUUGAACUAAACUGCAGAGCUGGUGUCUCCUUAUUCUUGCUUCAUAAUGGUCAAUGUUCGCUAACAUGCCUAUGUACGUUAAGAACUGUCAAAGACAAGGAAAUCUGUUGGUGUUUAGAAUAAUGAAGAAUUAAUAUUUGGAGGUCCCAUGUUUCUUUUAUAUCUCACUGGGUGUUUAUAUCAUAUAUAAUAUUGUAUUAACUGGGUUUUCCAGAAGGCAGAGCCUGAGACAGACUAGUAUGAAGAUAGUUUACUUGGGAAGGAGGAGACAGGGCAGGCAGAUAAUAAGCCCGAGAGCUGUGUUAGCAGGCUGUGUGUUGUAGCAUCAAGGGUCUAUGAGGCAGGAGUAACUGAGUGCUUUGGAGAAGUUAACCUGUGCUGAGUUCAGGAGCAAGUGGGUUCUGCAGCUUUGCAUGGCCAGAGAAGCUCCAACACAGUGAGCAGGUGAGUCUGAGCUUCUCUGGAUUUGCUGAAUUCUGUGAACUGAGAUUGGGCUGUGGACACCUGGCAUGGGGGCACAGUGACAUUGGAUGUAUUCUCCUCCAAUCAGCUGGCCCUUUGCUGAGAUCCACCACACCACCUUCAAAGUGGUGGCUGCCAAGCAAAGACUUGUUAGGUUUGGCUAAAGCUGCAUUCACAGCAUUUAAACAUGUGCCUAAGGGUUUCUCCACUCAUGAUGAACCUAAAACCAUAAUCUACUCAUGACCCGCCCUUAGAAUGUUUUGCUGCAUCUCCGCCAAUCCUUAAGUGGCCAGAUAAGACAGGUGUGAGCUCUGUCUAUACCUAUCUUCCAUUUUCUGCACAUAGCUUUCUUUGGCCACAAAUGUAAUGUGCUGUGAACUGGUAGGGCACAGAUCUGCAUGGUUUUCUAUACAAACUGCUAUCCAAUUCUAGUAUUGCAAGUCAAACCAAGAGCUACAAAAUCAUGUUUGAUGUCAUUUUCUAACGAUUUCAGAGCUAUUAGAGCAGAUGAGGUGCCAGAAAGAAAGUCCUGAUAACUCCCAAGUCCUUGAGGGAUGCAGGAGAGGCUCUGUUGACCCCUUCCGGGGUCCCUCUGUCUUACAAAGUUGGUUCCAUCUUGGCAUUGGUGCUCUGUUUGCACUGAGCACCAAAUCUUUUUGGCUUCUGUCUUUUGACUUUUGAGUCCAGUGCUUAUUUGCACUGUGAAGCGAUUGCUGACCAUUGGAAGCCCUUGCAGAAACUGGAAUAGUUCCAAGAUGCAUUGAGUCCUGUAAGUAAUUGGAUUGGAUCCAAUUGCAGGCCUCUGAUGACUGACUGGAUGAGACAGAUUCUGACAGUAAGUGCACUUUCUGAGGGAAAUGCAAACCUUGGCCUUCCAGACUCUGCAGGGACUUUGUAUUCUAGCCUCCGUUUCUCCUGAACACGAAGGAAUACGACAACCUUGAAAAGCUGGCAAACCAAGAAUGUGAAUGAGGCCAUCAGAUCUGCAUCUGUGUGCAUGGAGUGUGUAUGUGUGAGUCUACCAAAAUACAUGAAGGAGAUUCUAUUAGGUACUUUUCUGUUGCUGCAAUAAAACCUCAUGACCAAAGCAACUUAUAUAAGGAAGAGUUUAUUUUGGCUUGUGGUUCCAGAGGGCCGAGUCCAUCAUGGAAGGGAAGCCUGGCUGCAGGAGCAGGAAGCUGAGGGUUCAUAUCUUGAACAGCAGACACAAAGCAGAGAGAGUGAACUGCAAGU
This is a messenger RNA of Peromyscus californicus insignis, 4904 nucleotides long. RefSeq names its product 24-hydroxycholesterol 7-alpha-hydroxylase. Gene Ontology annotation, biological process: bile acid biosynthetic process; cholesterol homeostasis. The record is from RefSeq and is a predicted model, not a curated record. Gene Ontology annotation, molecular function: oxidoreductase activity, acting on paired donors, with incorporation or reduction of molecular oxygen; steroid hydroxylase activity; heme binding. Lineage: Eukaryota; Metazoa; Chordata; Mammalia; Rodentia; Cricetidae. Bases 351 to 1763 code for a protein of 470 amino acids. The transcript is spliced from 12 exons.